UUAAGCUAUUAAUUGAUCGAAAAACGACAUAUCGGCUACAUAUUUACGCUGUAACCGCGUAAAGCUCCUCAUUAUUUUAUUUUUUCCUACACUGUAUAACCGCCUGUCCAUCCAUCUAUCACUCCCGCGUGCGCCCACAGGUGUGGUGACGAUGACAACGCGGAAGUGUGUUGUCAACAGCGUAGCGAGCCGCUGGAGUCAACUGUCCUCAGUCAGACACCAUGUCCAACAAAGAAGAUACCAGAUACUGUCACCGCUUCUCCUACCUUUUAAUCAAAUUCAUCCUGUUCGCCUAUGCCAUCGGCUGUUGAUAGGCGGCUUCAUCCUGGCCAUUGGCAUCUAUGCUGAGGUGGAGAGACAACGCUACAAGACGCUGGAGGGAGUGUUUCUGGCCCCGGCUAUAAUCCUGAUCCUCCUGGGAAUCAUCAUGUUUAUUGUUUCACUCAUUGGAGUCUUGGGCUCACUGAGGGAUAAUCUAGUCCUGCUGAAAGUGUUCAUGUACACCCUGGCUGUGUGUCUGAUCCUGGAGCUGCUGGGGGGAAUAUUAGCGCUGGUGUUCCGCAACCAGACGGUGGAGUUACUGAACAAGAACAUCCGAAAAGGAAUAGUGAACUACUAUGAUGACCUCGACUUCAAAAACAUCAUGGACUUUGUACAGAAGAAGUUUAAGUGUUGUGGAGGUCAGGAGUAUACAGACUGGUCAGUCAACAUGUACCACAGUUGUUCCGCACCUGGUCCGUUGGCCUGCGGAGUCCCUUAUACCUGCUGCAUUACUACUAAGCCUAAUGAAGUGGCCAACACUCUGUGUGGGUACAAAGUGAUGGAAAAAACGCGUUUGGAGUUGAUUGAGGUCAUCCAUAUCAGAGGCUGCACUGAUGCUUUCUUCAUCUGGCUUAUGGACAACUAUAAGAUUAUGGCUGGACUGCUUUUAGGGAUCCUAUUGCCUCAGUUCUUUGGUGUGUUAGUCAGCUGGCUGUACAUCACUCGUGUCGAAGACGCCAUCAGUGAGUACGGUCACUAUAUGGACCUACUGGACUCAAGCGCACAAACAAGACAAGCCAAGAGGCAGGGACACAUGGCCAAAUGGUUUAAAUGUAUGCCAGAGAUGGACUGAUGGAGGCAAAAACAGCAGCGAAUGGACUCGAGCCAACACUCACAGUUGGUUAAAUUACUCCAGUGGAUCCAGAUACAGCUGCAGCCGCCUGCCUUUGAACUGCAGGUUUUCUACACGCUCCCUCCACUGUGGAGGAAUAAAUGUAUUGAUGUUAUGUUUUUUAAGAAGGAAAUGAAACCAGAUUAUUGCGAGUUUGAUAUUCAAGUGUUCCUUUUUCAGUUUUAUUGUUAACUUACUGUUUGUAUCCAACACAAAAACAUUCGCAGGACCCACUUUGGUUAAUUAUUAAUGACUGUGUUAACAUGCAGUGUACUAAUGCAUUAGUGGGUUCAUUUGGAUAGGUGCUUUUAGCUGCAUAGUGCCUAAGAGAGUCUCAGGGAUAAACGCAGACACCAGUACAACCACUCUAGCUCCUUGUUUUAUAAUAUAACGUGAAAUUAAUCUGUUUAGUUCCAUCACAUAGCCAGAAUAUACAGCACUGACUUUUCUUACUUUUAUACCUGUAUUCAUUCAUUGUUUGUUUUUUAAAACCAAUAAAAGCAUUGCUCAGCUCUUCCAUACAACCACUGAUGAAGCCGGUCCAUUAUCCAACCACUACUGUUGCCAUAAACUAUGAUGCAGGCUAUUGUUAGCGAAGACACUAUUUAGGUCAUCUGGAAGCAGGACAUGUUUGCCUUAUUUGUAUGUAGUGACUAGAAAUACUCAAAGGUUUGAGACUGAAAUGAAUUUAUAUGUAAGUUUGUAGUAGUAGUGCUCACAUUUGUUUUAUCAGAGACUUAACUUUGACUUUUCAAAAUGCAUUUCCUGUUCAUCUUCACUCAGUUUACUGAUACAAUGAGGAGAAAAGGCUGACCUGGCACUGUAGGGCCUGAUGGUAUGUUCCAUUUUCACUGGGAAUUCGGAAUUGCAGAAAUUUGUACUCGAACGCUCACUUAGGUCAGAUUUCUGACUCGUUAAGUCAUAUAAGUUGGAUGAACCUCACCAACCCUGACUACUAGGUUGGCUGCAGCUGGAGCAGCCACAUGCCUUACCCACCUGGAGAAAAUGCAAAGUUAGGGUUUAGCUAGCUGUGAAGUAUUGGGUUAAAAUAGAGGUGGUUAUUGCUAAAGGAAUACUUCAACCACCAGAUGACCAUUUGUAUAUCAAUUACUCAGGUUUAAGAUAAGUUAUUAAGUUUUAAUUUGUGAAGAAAACCCAGUGGCAUUCAUUUAAAUACAGCAACCAUGUCUCCUUUAAAGUUAUUUGCUAGUAACCUUCAAAAACAAAUCAAUCUGUGAGACAUGUAUUCCACCUGAAUUUCAUUUUUCAGCAUCAAGGCAAAAUAUUUUUAAGGAACAAAUCCGAACAAGUCACAAAAUGUUUACACGGAAUGUACCUGAAGUCUUGUGCUUUGCAGGUCCUUUAUCCACCCUGACCACUCUCCUGCAAAUUAUCCUAUUAUGUUUAAUAAAUGUUGCCACUGAACAAAAUCCAGGCAAUGAUUACAUUAUCUAAAAAAUCAGCAAAAUGAAUCAAAAGUGUGAUUUCCAGGAGACGUGUUGCCUAUAAAAAUACCAAAAUUGGCUCUCCAAGAAUUACUGUAGAUAAAAUUACCUUAGAACAUCCACAACAGAUAAUCCAGUGUGAUUUUCAGUUUUACAGUUCUACCCUCAUCAUAAGUGAAAAAUGUGAAUUUAAUGUGAAACUGAACUUUGUUUGGUUUGAUGUGAAGUUGGAAACUGAGACCAAAUACGUACCUUUUUGAAGUAGAUUCUUUUUAAUUCACAUUACCCUUCCUUUGUGUUUUUAAGUGACUUCACUCUACAUUCUCACUGAUACAGUAUUAUAGUAUACUGUACUGUACUUACAUCACUGCCAAAACAUGUUUGCAAGCAUUUCUAGUUGAUUCUACUCAGUUACAUUUUGUAUUCAUUAGGAUACAAGGUUAAACAGGUUACCAUGUUAGCCCUAUUUGCACUGCAGGGUCAAAUAGAGGUUGCCAGAACUUUAUCCUUGUACGUAUGAUUACAUAUCAGGGCCAAAUAUCUCCUUCCAAAUUAAAAUAAUUCAGCUUUUGUACAUGUUUCUGUAGAAAAGAAUUAAAUUUGAUUUAAAUGUUAUUACAUGUUGCGUUGUCUCCAGUCUCUGAACCCAUCACCUGUCAGUCUGACAGUGAAUAAGCCCAUGGGGACACCUGCCAGCAGAUGGCCUGGAUAUCCAUUAUCCAGACAAGACUUCCUCUUCUGUGCACCAUUUUGGCUAAUCUCUAUAAACUGAUAUCUACAUUUGAAUGCAGAUUUUUAAAAGAAACAAAAAAAAAAACAGGCUAAUCUAAAGCUAUGUCAUGGUCAGACAAAAGCUAAUGGGUUCAGAGAGUGCAUCUUGGUCAAUGUGUUUUGCCUCUUUUGCUCUCCACACAGAGUUUUUCCUACCUGUAAUUCAAACAUGAUUGGUCACUACUACUCAGACUACAAACCAGACCGCUUCAGAUACCAAACUCUUGUCCCUCACCCUGAUUUGUUCUGUCAGGCCUCAGUUAUAAGAAUCCUUUUAGUGCUUAACUGUAACAUUAUCGGCUGGUGAGUUGAAGGUAAAAGUUAUUUGUAUGUAAUUAAAUAAUUGAGGCUUUAUUUAAUAUGUGCCACACUUACUACCUACAUUUUGCUGUAUGGGCUGUGUUGUUUUAUGAUGUAAUGGCUUGGAAGUUAAGACUUUUUUUGGGGGUUUCCACCCAGGUCACUUCAUUUGUCAGCCUCAGUAAAUCAGGUGUAUCUAAUGAUAAUGAGUUAAAAGGAGCGUCUUGGCUAAUUAACAACACAUCACACAUUUGAAAGCCUCACUGGUCAGUCCAGAACAUCAGGGGAAUUGGCAGUCUAAAACUAUUUGGAUAUGACUACAGAAUGAUGACACCAUCUGCAUUCAGAUUGGCUCCCUAAAAGCGUAGUUUUCACUGUGCAAUCCUGUCUGCCUGCGGGUACGGUCUCCUGGGAAAAUAUAGCGCCUUUCUUUUCCCCGCUAGCUAGCAGUAACUAUUCCCAGUUACCAAAGAGGAUCAGUGUACGUUCUUUGCAGGGACUAUCCCCCAUAACAGAAAUGCUGAACAGUGAAACAACAGGAAUACGUGUGGAAUCUGAACCCUGUAAAAGAAAAAGAGCCCCUUGCUAGGCUCUGAAGAAAACGAAGGGUGAUCUGGUUGCCUCUACUUACAACUUGGAAACACCUUGUGAAGCCUAAGCAUACUGUGCAAUUUAUAACCAAAGAACGUGUACAGCAUUUAAGAUGUUUUUUAAGUAUGCCACAUAAUAUAAAGUAAUGAUGAACUUUCUGUAAAUAUCAUCACUGUUUUCUACAAUUACAAUAUGUACCAAAGUGCCAGUGUAGUCCCUUUAUAGGAAUAGGAUGGUCCUAUUAGUUCAAUAGUUAUAAAGACAUCCAGCACACCACCCUUCAGUAUGCCAUGUACUGUGUGCACAUCAUCUGUCAUGUGCUGUAUACAAGGAGUGCAUACAUUCAGUCUGUGGGUGGCCUCACUGGGAGUUGCAUCAUCUGUCCUUAAAACUUAUCGUCACCGUCAGUUCAUUAAAAUGCCUGAAACUGCACUAAUUGAAAAAGUGUGUUGUCAAGUUGUUUUGCCUGGUUGAGGGUGGAGAAUAAAAUUAAUUAGAACUGUUCUGUUGUUUAUCUUUGAGUGGACUGUAACACUGAAUAAAUCUUCCUGUACAGAGAUAUUUGGAGGUUUGGCUCUUGUUAAAUAAAUGAUGAUACAGUAUCAUGCUGUGUAUGUACGAGUCACAAGCAGUGUCUAAAUAUUUCAUGCAAAGGUACGCACACAUGUAUGUGUACAGCUCUAGGUAUGAAUCUAAUAUAGAUGGAAAUAUAGUGCAGACCUUGUCAGAGGA
Epinephelus fuscoguttatus (brown-marbled grouper) is the source of this 4992-nucleotide messenger RNA. It is a transcript of the gene tspan15, whose product is annotated as tetraspanin 15. The record is from RefSeq and is a predicted model, not a curated record. Lineage: Eukaryota; Metazoa; Chordata; Actinopteri; Perciformes; Serranidae. The transcript is spliced from 8 exons. The coding region runs from base 152 to 1114 and encodes 320 amino acids. Gene Ontology annotation, cellular component: membrane.